Chenopodium quinoa (quinoa) is the source of this 2425-nucleotide messenger RNA. RefSeq names its product BAG family molecular chaperone regulator 1-like. The transcript has 4 exons. Bases 1261 to 2088 code for a protein of 275 amino acids. Gene Ontology annotation, cellular component: cytoplasm. Gene Ontology annotation, molecular function: adenyl-nucleotide exchange factor activity; protein-folding chaperone binding. NCBI's taxonomy places the organism in Eukaryota, Viridiplantae, Streptophyta, Magnoliopsida, Caryophyllales, Amaranthaceae. Gene Ontology annotation, biological process: protein stabilization. The record is from RefSeq and is a predicted model, not a curated record.
UUUCUAUAUUUUAACCAUUGAAGAUGCAAAAUUGAUUUAAAUGGUUACUGAGGUUUUAAAUUUUAGUAGGUAGGUUGUCUGGGAUAAUGAAUUGAAGUGAAAAGUAUUUUACUUUUGGUUAAUGUUUUUAGUAUAUGGGAGAUUUUGAAUUGCCAUUUAUGUAGAAAAAAUCAACUAAACAACAAAAAAAAUGUAGAAAAAAUCAACAAUUUUUUUUCUUUGACUACCACCACAACACCACUGCAUCCACACCCCCACGAAAUUUUCACCUCCAUGAAACCCACGCCCACAGAUCCGACCACCCUCACGAAAAACCCACAAAUUCAACCACCCCCACGAAAGCCCUAAAAAAUCCAACCACCUUCACGAACCCAGGCCACCACCCUCACGAAACCUAGGCUAACACCCUCGCAAAAACGUCCUCAUAAUUCCAACCAACCUCACAAAACCCAAGCCACGAAACGCACUCACGAAACCCCCCACAAAUUCAACGGAAUCCACUAUGAAAACUCCACAAAUUCGACGAAACUCACCUUGAAUUAGUUUCUUUAAGGUCGGAGAGAAAGAAAGUUGAGCUAAAAAAAGUUGAACAGGAGAGAGAAAAUUGGGGAAAGAUGAUUUUUUUUGGUUAAUUAAUUCAAUUGAAGUUUAAUUUUUUUUUUUUAAUUUUUUGUAUGUUAUUAAUGUUUGGUAACCUAUUAACCUGUUGUUAAAGGUCAAAAUUCAGGCAAUACCCAAGUUUAGUACCCAACUUGCAACAAAGCAAAGUUGAGUACCCAAUUUGCAACUUUGGGCAAACUUUAGUACCCACAUUUUAUAUUUACUCUAAAAUAUUUCCUAAGUUUUGCUUUUGUCCAAUCAUGUGACUAAUAUUCCCAUUAUUUUAAAUUAAUGCUUUAAAAAUAAUUUCCCUAAAUUUAUUUUAUGAUUUAUAUAUACAUAUAAGCACCACUUUGCUGCCUUUACAUGAUCAAUUCCCUUCUCCUCUCUCUUUCUCUCUCUAAAAACCUUUUUCUUCCCAACUUUCUCUCUCCUCCAAAUUCAUGAACAGAGCAUAACCUUAAUGCUUUUCAACAAAAAUUUAGCAUAAACCCAUUUUUUGUUUCUCAAUUUUCUGUUAAUUUUUUCAUUAAUUUUCAAAUUUUGAGAAAUUUGAUUUCUUGGAAAAUAUUUAUUUAAUUUUUUUUCCAAGGAAAACAAACAUUCUAUUAAAACAGAGUAUCUCUGUUUUUUCUAUUUAUCUGUAUAUAUUUUAUCAAAAUGAUGAAGAAAACAAACUGCAAUAAUAACAAUAAUUACAACAAUAAUAAUGUUGGAAAAAUGGGAGGUUUAGAAUGGGAAAUGAGGCCAGGAGGAAUGUUAGUUCAAAAGAGGAAUUUGGAUUGCAAUAGAAAUUAUUCUAUUCCAAUUCCAACAAUCAAAGUUUUAGUGAAAUAUGGUUCUUAUUACCAUGAAAUUCACAUUAAUUCUCAUGCUACUUUUGGAGAAUUGAAGAAAAUGUUAGCAGAAGUAACAGGGUUACAACCACAAGAUCAGAAACUAAUCUUCAAAGACAAGGAAAGAGAAUCAAAAUCAUUCCUUGAUGUUUCUGGUGUUAAAGAUGGAUCAAAGAUUGUUCUUGUACAAGAUAUCAUUAGCCAAGAGAAAAGAUUUCUCGAAUCGCGUCGAAAUUCGAAUAUGGAAAGGGCUAUGAAAUCUGUAGCAGAGGUUGCCAUUGAAGUUGAUCAGCUUAUUUGCCAGGUAACAGCAAAGGAAUCAGUAAUUUGUAAAGGUGGGAGAGUUGCUGAGAAAGAAUUGUUGACUUUGAUUGAAUUGUUGAUGUCUCAAAUGAUAAAAUUGGAUGGUAUUGUAGCUGAUGGAGAAGUAAAGUUGAAAAGGAAAACACAGGUGGUUAGGAUUCAAAAAUAUAUCGAAAUUCUCGAUCGAUUGAAGGCUCAAAAUGCAAUGGCAACGACUCGAUAUGGUGAUAGUCAAGUUGGGUUAGUUGUCUCACAACAGCAACAAAGGCCCUUAAUAAUGCAACAACAAAGAGAGCAAAGGAAUUUUUCCAAUGGACUCAUGUUGACAUCAAAGUGGGAGAAAUAUUGAGAUAUAUUGAGACUUGAUAAAAUCUUGAUAGUUUGUAUACACUAUAAUAAUGGAUUAUGGUACUGUUAAGUUUAUUGAUCGUGAAAAGUCAAAUGUUGUGCUUCUUAGAAGAACGCCAAUGUAAUGUGUAUAACAAAUAUAAAUAGCUAGUAUAGUGCGUAGUUAAUAAGGUGUUUUGAUUGCUAGGUAAUGGAAUUGCCAUCUUGGUUGUUUCUAGCCAUAGGUUUUUACCUGUAGUACCAUAUAGUAUAAUUUAUCAAUUCCUUUCUUUCUUUUUCUCAAUUCAUUUGUGGGGAUAUAAGGAAUAUAAUUUUGAGGUUAAUAUUCUUCUUCUUUA